UAUCUCAAAACAUUCAUUCAAUCAUCAAAAUGGAUUACUACUACACUAGUACCCUUUUCUUCCUUCUCUCUCUCCUUUGUUUUCAAAUCAAUGCUGUUGAUGAUCAUCAUAAUCUCCAAACCUACAUUAUCCAGCUUCACCCACAUGGAAUCACCACUCACUCUUCCAAACUCCAAUGGCAUCUUUCAAUCCUCCACCAAGCUCUUAAUUUCUUGUCAGAGGAGGAAUCGCCUUCUCGACUUUUAUACUCUUACGACUCCGCCAUCGAAGGAUUCUCCGCCCUUCUCUCCGAAAACGAGCUCGUGUCACUGCGAGAAUUGCAAGACGUCGUCGCUAUUAGACCCGAGACAAAAUUUCAAAUUCAAACCACUUACUCUUACAAAUUCUUAGGCCUUGAUGGAGUUUCAGGCGGUUGGGCUAGGUCCGGGCGAGGUUACGGAUCAAUUAUCGGUCUAUUGGAUACCGGAGUGUGGCCCGAGAGUCCAAGUUUCGACGACACCGGAAUGCCUCCGGUUCCAAAAAAAUGGCGCGGGACUUGCCAAUUCGGUCAAGAUUUCAACUCCUCAAACUGCAACCGAAAAAUCAUUGGCGCAAGAUAUUUUAGCAAAGGCCAUCUCGUGGCAUCGAACUCAUUGCAAAAAACACUAGACAAAGAGUAUAUGUCUGCCCGGGAUUCCCACGGGCACGGAUCCCACACCGCUUCAACUGCAGGAGGCUCGCCGGUUAACUCGGCGAGCGUUCUCGGGAAUGGUGCGGGCACAGCGUUAGGGAUGGCUCCCGGUGCCCAUAUUGCGAUAUACAAAGUUUGUUGGUCAACUGGUUGUUAUAGCUCCGACAUCUUGGCUGCAAUGGACUCCGCUAUUAAAGAUGGUGUUGACGUAUUAUCCCUCUCCCUCGGAGGCUUUCCGGUUCCACUUUACGAAGACACCAUCGCGAUUGGAAGCUUCCGAGCCAUGGAACAUGGGAUCAUAGUGGUUUGUGCAGCCGGAAACAAUGGCCCUUCCGAUAGCUCUAUUGCCAACGACGCUCCAUGGAUUGUAACCGUUGGAGCAAGCACUUUGGACAGAAGAUUUCCCGCCAUAGUCCGAACGGGCAACGGUAAAUAUAUUUACGGUGAAUCAAUCUAUCCCGGGAAAUCAAAUCCAACGGCCGAGAAAGAGUCGGAUCUCGUUUACCUGACGGAAGGGAACACCGGAAGCGAAUUCUGUGUAAAGGGUUCUCUCCCAAGAACAAGCGUUCUGAACAAAAUGGUGGUGUGCGAUCGCGGCAUAAACAGCCGAGCCGAAAAGGGUGAAGCGGUGAAAGAGGCAGGUGGGUUGGCGAUGAUCUUGGCAAACACUGCGAUCAAUUUGGAAGAAGAUUCAGUCGAUGCCCAUGUAAUACCAGCCACACUAAUCGGUUUCGAAGAAUCCCUUAAGCUAAAGAGCUACAUAAACUCGACUAUAAAUCCACGAGGAAGAAUCAUAUUCGGAGGAACCGUGAUCGGAAAAUCGAAAGCUCCUUCGGUAGCUCAAUUCUCGUCGAGAGGUCCAAGUUUCACUAAUCCAUCGAUUCUCAAACCGGAUGUCAUAGCUCCGGGAGUGAACAUCAUAGCUGCAUGGCCACAAAACCUCGGCCCAUCCGCCCUUCCUGAAGAUUCUAGAAGAGUGAAUUUCAGUAUCCUUUCCGGAACAUCCAUGUCAUGUCCUCACGUGGGUGGGAUCGCCGCCUUGCUUCACUCAGCCCACCCUGAAUGGACUUCAGCCGCCAUUAAAUCAGCAAUUAUGACUACAUCUGAAAUAACCGACCAUUUUGGAAAGCCGAUAAUGGAUGGAUAUAAACCAGCUGGAGUUUUUGCACUCGGAGCAGGACAUGUUAGCCCGUCGAGAGCGGUUAAUCCAGGCCUCGUUUAUGACAUCAAACCGGAUGAAUACUUGAUCCAUCUCUGCACACUCGGAUAUUCAAGAAUGGAGAUUUUCACUAUCACCCAUAGAAACAUUAGCUGUCAUGAGGCUUUACAGAAGAACAGGGGAUUCAGCUUGAAUUACCCGUCCAUUUCUGUAAUUCUGAAACCUGGAAUGAAAAGGAAGAUGAUCAAAAGAAGACUGACAAAUGUGGGUAGCCCGAAUUCUAGUUACUCGGUGGAAGUGACGGCACCUGAAGGAGUUAGAGUAAUAGUUAAGCCGAAGAGAUUGACUUUUGGAAAAAAAACAGAGAGCUUGAGUUACACAGUUUGGUUUCUGUCCAGAAAGAAGGCUGGAGAAGAAGAAGAAUUUGGUGAGGGACAGUUAAGUUGGGUGCAGUCUAGAAAUGGAAACAAUAACAAUAGGAUAAGAAGUCCUAUUUCGGUAACAUGGACAACAUCAAAUAAGUGAGUUUUUGUUUGUUUGUAUUAACUAGAAGAUGAUCCACUAGUUGUUUCUCAGUGGAUGGAUGGAUGACCAAUAAUAAUAAAAUUUAAGAUGAAAUCGAAAAGC
Impatiens glandulifera is the source of this 2456-nucleotide messenger RNA. Its product is annotated as subtilisin-like protease SBT1.2. Gene Ontology annotation, molecular function: serine-type endopeptidase activity. Gene Ontology annotation, biological process: proteolysis. Lineage: Eukaryota; Viridiplantae; Streptophyta; Magnoliopsida; Ericales; Balsaminaceae. The transcript has 2 exons. The record is from RefSeq and is a predicted model, not a curated record. Bases 30 to 2354 code for a protein of 774 amino acids.